UUUUAGUUACACACCCUUAUUGUCACUUUCUUGCUCCCAAAAUCUGGUCCUGCAAGCCUUGGUCCUCACCCUAUCCAGUUGAGCAGGUCUUUGCAAAGUUAAGAGCGAAGAGCCAAGGAACGUUCUGUCAUUUCAGCACAGAUCUCAGAAAAGCUACACUCACAAGCCCCAACUGGACUGUAUUAGCCUACUGUGAGAGAGGAACCAAACAGAAGGAGACCAAGAGUAGAAGAACGAGGGGGAGGGAGAUGCGUGCCAUCAGCCUGGCACUGCCAUUGGCAGCAUGGCUCUUCAGUUCAGCAUUGGCAGCUAACAAUCUAGAAGAACAGAAUCCCUUUAUUGAACAACAACACUCAACAUAUUUCUACUCCUGCGCAUUCAAUGGGCAAAACCUAUUUGAAGGAAAUUCUGUAAACUUACCAUGCAGCAACUGCUCCUGUGUUAAUGGAAAGAUGUCCUGCUUGAAAAAUCUCUUCUGCAAAGGUGUAUGCUCUGUGACUGGCUCUCUGAUUGGGCGUACGUUUGAUGACACUACUUUUCAGGUUUUUGGGCCUUGUCAGUACAUCUUGGUAAAAACUGAACAGUUUACCAUUUUUCUGAACAGCAUGCCCUGCCUGACGAAUGAAAAAGCAGUCUGUAUUCAGUCUGUGGUUUUCACAGUUCCUGGCAGCAUCACCUUGACGAUAUGGAAUAAUGGAAGUGUAACAUCCUCAGCAGGAGAAGUGACCAUGCCUUACCUGAUGGAAAACUACCUAACUGUGAAGAAGGUGACCUCAGACUUCUUAGAACUUACAUCUACUUUUGGAGUUAUCAUCCAAUAUGAUCCGGAGGGGAACAGGGUCUAUACUAUUCUUGAUUCAUCCUAUGGUGGAAACACUAAAGGUCUAUGUGGAAACUAUGAUCAUAACAAGAACAAUGAGCUAAUGACCCCCAGUGGUAUGCUAGAAACCCAUUCAUAUUACUUCGUUCAGUCAUGGAAAGUUUCAUCAGCAUGUACAGAUAUAGUUAAAAACGAAAUUACUGUUGCUGAUCCAGCAUGGAUAACAGCAGAACAAGAAUGUCAGAAACUUAAGAGUUCAGUUUUUAAGGAUUGUGAAUCUGUGGUUGACCCAUAUCAAUAUGUGGAAAACUGCAAACUGAGCAUCUACAACAAAGGCAAUGACGAAAAAACCCUGUGCUCAAUCCUUAUCGAUUACGCUGACCAAUGCUUGCGAAAUGAGAUUAACACACAGGUCUACGAAGCAUUCCCUGAGUGUGCUUCCCAAUGCACAGACCCAAAUGCUGUAUUUGUAUCUGAUGGCAGUCUUGCCCAGAGUGACUGUCGAUCACUUUCAGACAACCUAGUUAUCGAGUAUGCUACUGAAUUCUUCCCACCUGGAUGCAUCUGCUCAGAAAAUUACUAUUAUGACUCCCUGACAAACAGCUGUGUCACUGCAGAUAAUUGUCCAUGUUAUGUUGGCACAAAGACCUUCAAUCCAGGAGAAGAAAUCACUGAGGGCUGCAUUUGUAAAGCAGCAGCUUCUUGCAUUUCUCAAUCAAUGAGCGCCGACAUCGCCAUGUAUGGUGAGUGCCCUGAAAAUGAGAUCUUCAUAAGUUGCAUGGAUGACAAAAAGGGCAAGAACUGUGAAGCCAGUUGUGGUAACCUAGAGAUGGUAGGCCAAGUGUGUGGAGGCACAUGUGAGCCAGGCUGUGUGUGCACAUUUGGCUAUGUAAGGAACAAUGUGGGGUCCUGUGUUCCCAUCAGCGAGUGUCCCUGCUCAUUCAAAGAUGAUCUUUAUUUCCCUGGAGAGAGUAUUUUGGUGGAUUGCAACACAUGCACUUGUUCCAAUGGAAAAUUUACAUGCACAGACAAUGUGUGCAGUGCUAUUUGUAAUGCUUAUGCAGAGUCCCAGUUCCUCACGUUUGACAUGUUCUGGGAAAAGUUUCCACCAGUGCAAUGUGAAAUCAUACUCACCCAGGGGCAGUAUAACCAGAACACAAAUUUUGAGGUCACAGUUCAGAGCAGCGGUUGCACAGAAUAUGGAAAUGCAGUCUGCAGAAAGCAAGUGAAAGUUAAUUUUGGACAAACAGAAGUGGUAAUUUUAGGAUCAGAAGUCACAGUGGUGAAUAAAGACAACAAAUUUUUGCCAAACAUCUAUGAUGCUGGAUUUUACACAGUUGUGGAGUUUAUCCAAGGAAUCACAGUUUACUAUGAUGCUCAUCUUGAUGUGAUCAUUCAGAUUCGACCAAACCUGAGGGGUGGACUGUCUGGUAUGUGUGGAGAUGCAGAUGGUAGUACAGUGCAAGAGGCCGCCUAUGGAAAUAUGAUAUCUUAUGGUUUGAGCAAUACCAUUGGAGAGUGCAUACUUUCAAGUGUCUCACCCAGUAAUGUGUCUGAGAAACUCAUGAAAUACAUAGAAAGCAGAUGUAGCAUCUUGAAGAGUGAUGUAUUUGCCUCAUGCCACUCUGAGGUGCCAGUAAAGAACUACUACCUGUCGUGUGUGGAGGAGACAGUAGAAUGCCAUGAUGGUGAUGCCUGCCUUUGCUUCUGCUCCUCAGUGGCUGCAUAUGCAAGAGCAUGCUGCCGCAAGGGUAUUGCCAUAGACUGGAGAACUCCAGACAUGUGCCCUGCUCCUUGUGAAUACUUCAACAGAGAGCUGGGAAAAGGACCAUUUAUUCUGCAAAAUCCUAACAACAAUGUCAUCGUUGCCAGUAUCAACACAGGAGUGGUUUCAAUGGUGCCCUAUGACCCGAAUAGCAUAAUUAGCCAAAGCUUCAUGAUCACAGAAGGGCUCUACAAAGAUCCUUAUAGCCCCAAGAGACUGGUCUCAUUAGAAUCAGUGCAGCACCCAAAUUACUUUAUUGUUUACAAUGAUGAUGGCACUGUUGCUCUGAAGAAGUGGCAGUCUGCAUCCAGCUUCCGUCUUCAUAGCACCUUUGUGUUCCGCCAGGAUCGCUGGAUAAAGGUUAUGACGCCUAUGAGUCAUAUGUUUCUCGAGGCUACUACCUCAGUAGUCGACCAGACGGUACUGUUAAAGUCAGCAAGUUUAUGUCUGGGAUGAACAACUUCAUGAGCUUCAAAGCCAGUGUACAAUCUCUUGGUCUGCCAUCUAGCAAGCUAUGCACAUGGAGCUACCAGCCGUGUAGCUCUCCAUGCAUUAAGACCUGCCGGGACCCAGAUGGCACUGCAUGUACACUGGAUGUAAAGGUUGAAGGCUGCUACCCUCAGUGUGCUCCAGACAGGCUCUUUGAUGAAGUUACUCACCGCUGUGUCUACAAAGAGGACUGUUAUGUACCACCAGUGACAACUGCACCUCCAUCAACAACAACUAAACUCUCUUCAACAACCACUCCAUCUUUAACAACAGUUUCCCAAGAAACGCCUCCUGUGACAUUUACAACUCCUCCAAUGUCAUUAACCACUCCUCUAUGUGACAAAAGAAAUUGUCCACCAGUGUUGGAAUGUGAAAAUCCUAAACAUGUCAAAAUGACUAUUAAAGACAAAAAUGGCUGUUGUGAUAUUGUACAGUGUGUGCCCACCAGUGGUCCUGAAAUAUCAACAACACCAAUCCUGGGAACAAGCAGUGUAACCACUACACAGCCCAGUACAGCAUAUGAAAACUCUGGAGAAAGUGAAAUGACAACUAUAAACCCAGACCAACCAGGAAUGACUGUAAUAGAUACCACUGAGAUUGAAAAACCAUCAAGAUCAAGUACUGCAGCUAGUACCAUUACACAGUUUGCUUCAACAUUUGAAUCAUCUACUGACACAGGCUCUGGUGAAAGUGAAACAACAUUUUUUCACACAACUCUCCCAAGCAUGACAAAGGUGGAGACAACAACAUUUACAACAGAAGGUCAGACUACCAUACCUGGACAAACAACUCCGUAUACUACACCAGUCGGUCCAAGUUCAACAACUGGA
This is a messenger RNA of Polypterus senegalus (gray bichir), 3904 nucleotides long. Its product is annotated as otogelin-like protein. The coding region runs from base 249 to 3041 and encodes 930 amino acids. The transcript has 28 exons. The record is from RefSeq and is a predicted model, not a curated record. Lineage: Eukaryota; Metazoa; Chordata; Cladistia; Polypteriformes; Polypteridae. Gene Ontology annotation, biological process: L-arabinose metabolic process. Gene Ontology annotation, molecular function: alpha-L-arabinofuranosidase activity. Gene Ontology annotation, cellular component: extracellular matrix.